Ilex paraguariensis (yerba mate) is the source of this 2058-nucleotide messenger RNA. The record is from the annotation of a GenBank genome assembly. NCBI's taxonomy places the organism in Eukaryota, Viridiplantae, Streptophyta, Magnoliopsida, Aquifoliales, Aquifoliaceae.
UAAAAUUCAGUAUUCAGUUUUCAAUGUUCAGCUUUCAGUUUUAUCAAACAUCACCUAAGUGCAUUUAUCUUUUUUUGUAAGGUCAAAUAUGUUUUCAGGCGUGUUUAAACGUACCUCUAACCUUAAGAGGUAUACAUGGGAGUAGUCGAGCAUUCCAGCUACUCUCUGGCGAAAUUCGGGGAGAGAUUCAAAUGGAUCUUCCAUCACGAUUAUACACAUGAAAUUGCUAUUACACAACUUAAAAGGGGUGAAUAGGUUAAUUGAAAUUAAAGCUUGAACAACCACCAAUUUUUUAACAUAAACUAUUACAAUUACCAAUUAGUCAAUGUAUUAGCCAAUUGAGUACGCGAAUCUUUUUUUACCCACAAGAAUAUCCCUUCUUAUGAAUUAGUGGAUGAUUAGUGUAUGUAUACAAUCAACUCAACAACCCAAUCAUUCACUCCUUUGAUCCCACUGGUAAGCCAAGAAUCCCCAAAACCCAAUCGAUGAAUUUGUCAAAUAGAGAAUUUAAACAAUCGUUCUAUCGACCACAUUGAGUGUGUGGGCUAUUGCAAGUGUGUAUGAAAAUUAAAGCUAUAAAAGAUCAUCCACAACACAUGCAAUUUGUUGAUGCGAAAAUCCUCUCACGAAAAAUUGUGGAACUGUUCUCAGUUUACCUAGAUUAAUCCACUAAACACAAAGUCAAUUUACAAGUAGUCGUCCUAUACCUCAACCAAUACCAUAGUUAGAUGCACCUUUCCAUUGUAAAUCUUUCCUCUUGAAUCAUUACCAAAAUUAUGAGUAGCUUCACUUAGAUGCGCUCACCACAAUAAACCAUCUAGGCUCUUCGACCAAUCUUCUAGGAUGCACCCAAGAUCCUCAAAAUGCACACUCUCCAAUAUGGGUUUUGUUGAACUCCAAGCAAUAACUUCUUUUUCAAUGUAUGAGGUUGAAUCGGAAUAAUUAAGAUGGUUUGCCCUUCGGGGAUUAGGGAUUUAGGGUUGUUCUUAGCUCCCUAAAGGUUUAGGAGGCAGAUUUCAAGGUCACAAUAGAGCUACCCUAGCUUGGAAAUGCUUACCUUAUUUAUAGGUCUAAAAUUAGGUUUGUUUUGGAGUCCAAGUAAACACAAAUUUGUGAGUCACCGCUCUAGCUGUCAGAGAGCGGUGAGAAGAUGGUUGUCACUGGAAUGAAAAAUGGUUCAAACUAGAUCUGUAGAGCAGAGAUUGCUGGAGCCGUCUACAAACCACUUGCCACUUGAGCGGCUAGAGGGCAGUCACUAUUGCCUAACUCAUCCGCCUUCUUCGAUUUUAGCCUCCAUGGCAGUCCCUACUGGUAUGUAAGUUAGAAACCAAACAAAAACUAGACCUAUUGAGAACUAAGGAGUGUUGCUCAAAUAAGAUCUGAUAUAUGAUUUAUUUUAUGUUUUUCAAAAGUACAUUUAAGGUCUAGAAAAUCUUUUUCAUGAAAAAAUUAGAGUCAUUUGCUGAUGUUCUUAAUUCCAAUUCUAUUAUUCUAAUUAACCAAAGUCUAUAAAUAAACCAAAGUUUCCUAGGUAUCCAGGUCAUUACCUUUGUCCUAAGCAUUGAAGGUUCGUUGGAGAUCUCUUGAUUUGGCUUUGUAGCUUGAACUCCGUCCUUGAUGUUUUCAGAACUUGAUCUUUGAAGCAUCAUGACUAUAGAAUUAAGUUGAGAUUUACAUUAAGACUUCACGAAAUUAGCUAAUUACAAUCAAUUUCCUAUAACAUUCUCUCUCUCUCUCUCUCUCUCUCUCUGAUAAUGUCAAAUUUUGGAUCCCAGAAUCAGGUCAGGAUCUUUCAUUCUUUUCAAUAAAUGUUUGGUGCUUCAAGUUCAGGAUGUCCACUGGCAUGCUUCAUUUUGCGAGAUGUUACAAGCAGAGAGUCUUGCGAAAGUCCUUCCUGGAGUAGAAACUGUUGAAGAAGGUGUCAAAAUCUACAGGAAGUUUUACUCACUAGAGAAGGAAAAGUCAAAUGGUGUUCUUGCUAUAUGCGUUACAAAACCAGCUUUGCAGCUUUACAAUUUUAUGGCUAGCAUGCUUUUGGUAGGUUUGCUUACACUAUAA